This is a messenger RNA of Aspergillus candidus, 1284 nucleotides long. RefSeq names its product histidine phosphatase family protein. NCBI's taxonomy places the organism in Eukaryota, Fungi, Ascomycota, Eurotiomycetes, Eurotiales, Aspergillaceae. Gene Ontology annotation, molecular function: phosphatase activity. The transcript is spliced from 5 exons. The record is from RefSeq and is a predicted model, not a curated record. The annotation marks the transcript as partial. Gene Ontology annotation, cellular component: cytoplasm.
CCUGAGGCGACCACCGGCAUGGCCAGACUCUCCUUUUCGCGCCGCCCAUCGCGAGGCCAUCCGUAUCAGUAUCAACCUGUUCAAGACACUCAACACCCUGCUGUUCUGCAUCGAGUCUUCCGCAUUCCAGUAAUCAUACCCAUCCUCCUCGUGCUCACGCUCCUCGCAGCCGGAGUCGCCAUCAUGGGUGAAUCCCUCGCGUCUGCUAGUGCUUCUGCUCCCGCAGAAUCGCACUUCCAAUUCUCCACGGUCUCGGGGUACUUUCUCCAGGAUGAUCCCAAUACGGAUCCGGAGCAGUUCGACUACUCCGCCACCAACUUCGGCCUCAUUCCCCGGGCCUACGAGGCAGACCCCGACUUCGAUUCAGAGCAGAAGCGCACCCAAUGGGAGCGGUUCGCUACCGAAGUCCACCGGUUAAACCGCGACAGCGCGUCCAACGUGUUCUACAAGGUCCUCUUUUUGGGCCGACACGGUGAAGGCCUGCAUAAUGUUGCUGAGGCGCGGUAUGGGACUGAAUUGUGGGAUUGCUACUGGUCCAUCCAAGACGGCGACGAAACAGGCUCAUGGGUCGACGCCCGUCUCACUGAUCUGGGCAUCGCGCAAGCUGAGCUCGCCCACCGCACGUGGGAAAAGCAGAUUGAAACUGGCAUCCCGGCCCCACAGUCUUACUACGUCAGCCCGUUGAACAGGUGUCUCGCGACGGCGAGUAUCACCUUUAAGGGGUUGAAUAUGCCGCUUACGGAUCCAUUUCAGCCGCUGAUCAAAGAGAACCUCCGCGAAACUCUCGGCCUCCACACCUGCGACAGCCGCUCCACCAAAACAGCCAUCACCACUGAAUACCCAGAGUACAAAAUCGAGCCAGGCUUCGCAGAGACAGACCCGCUGUACGACCCCAAGCUCCGCGAGAGCAACUCCGCGCGCGACGCCCGUCUGCUCGGCUUUCUGCAGGAUGUGUUCGCGCACGACGACAACACCUUCCUGUCGAUGACGGCGCACUCGGGCGCUAUAACUAGUAUUUUGGAGGUCACGGGGCAUAGGGUGUUUGCGCUGUCUACUGGGGGGGUGAUUCCUGUCUUGGUGAGGGCGGAGCGUGUGGAUGGGCCUUUGCCGCCUAGGGAGGUGGAGCCGCCUUUUCCGGCGCCGGUUUGUAAAUAGAUAAUUCUUCUUUGGAUGGAGGAGUAGUUGGAUAUUCUUUCUUCUUCGCCUUCUUCUUGUUCAUUAUUAAGCUGGUUACAUAUAUCAGAGGUGUACAAUAUUUACUACGGUGUAAUUCUAGAAACGAAU